Molecule: messenger RNA, 972 nt
Organism: Knipowitschia caucasica
Lineage: Eukaryota; Metazoa; Chordata; Actinopteri; Gobiiformes; Gobiidae
Source: the annotation of a GenBank genome assembly
AUGGCUGAGUGGUGUUCCCACAGUGGUGUUCACACAGUGGUGUUCCCACAGUGGUGUUCCCACAGUAGUGUUCCCACAGUGGUGUUGUGUUUCCACAGUGGUGUUCCCACAGUAGUGUUCCCACAGUGGUGUUUCCACAGUGGUGUUCCCACAGUGGUGUUGUGUUUCCACAGUAGUGUUCCCACAGUGGUGUUUCCACAGUGGUGUUCCCACAGUGGUGUUCCCACAGUGGUGUUGUGUUUCCACAGUAGUGUUCCCACAGUGGUGUUGUGUUUCCACAGUAGUGUUCCCACAGUGCUGUUCCCUGACAUCAGUCCUUACGACAUUUCAAACACUGCCCGCUCCUCCUCGCCCCCUCCCCUCACACCCCCACCUCCCAUCCCAGUGCCAGCAGCCCGAGCAGCAACAGUAGGAGCGCUCUCCUCUCCACGGUACGAGGCGAGGAGCACCGAGCGCAGCGGCAGAGCGAUGCUGAGAGCGCGGCAGGAUGAAUUUCACCUCCACCUGCCGUGCCUCCAUCACCCGCAGCCGUGCCAUAUUCUGGCGCAGAUCGGGCACACCGUGCGCGUUGGUGCGCUCUUGCCCGGGCAAAGAGCGGCUCGUGUCCAAGUGCAGGCGGCACUGAGCCGCGCUACCACGGGCAUGACGCGGGACGGGGACAACUUCUUACCUUACAACCUGAGUCUGGAGCUGGUGACCCGCCAGCCCGCGGCCGCAGACCCGGAGUCCCUGUUCCGGUGCGUGUGCCAGGGUGUGGUGGUGCAAGGAGUGUCCGCGGUGCUCGCCUUCCCCCAGAGCCGCGAGGAACUGCUACAGGUGGAGUUCAUGGCGUCGUGUUUGGAGAUCCCCUUCAUCAGCGUCAUAGAGCACGGGGAGCCGCUGGACACACAGGUGGGAGCUGCACCUGAAGUGCUGCGUGCGCGCUGGGUUCCAGACGCACGCAGAGCUCCAGAGCGCACGGUCUUUGACUGA